Molecule: messenger RNA, 1419 nt
Organism: Aspergillus terreus NIH2624
Lineage: Eukaryota; Fungi; Ascomycota; Eurotiomycetes; Eurotiales; Aspergillaceae
Product: glutathione synthetase
Exons: 1
Coding region: 1-1419 (472 amino acids)
Biological process (GO): glutathione biosynthetic process
Cellular component (GO): cytosol
Molecular function (GO): ATP binding; glutathione binding; glutathione synthase activity
Source: RefSeq, a predicted model, not a curated record
AUGCUGAAGGACAUUCGUUCCCAGUCCGCGCAAUCAGUCCUCUGUUAUCCUAUCGGGGUCUCAGUGUUUCCGACUCCGUUUCCCAAAGCACAGUUUGAUAAAGCCUUGCGCUUGCAGUCCAUAUAUCAUGAGUUAUACUGUGCGUUGGCGGAGGAUGAGCAGUGGAUCUUUGACACAAUCAAGGAUCUCAUCUCAGUACACCCGCUUGCCGCAGCGUUAUGGGACAUCCAUAAACGAAUAAAAUCAUCCGGCGGGUACUGUCAGGAACUUUCUGUUGGGAUCUUUCGUUCAGAUUAUAUGCUUCAUGUUGAGGGCAACCCCACGGAGGACAAACCAGAUCUAGGACUGAGACAAGUUGAAUUCAACACCUUCUCCUGCGCAGGAGCCUCCCAUGCCGACAAGGUCGCCGACAUGCAUCAUCACCUUGCCCGUACGGGAGUAUAUGCUUCUGAUGAUAGCCCGAUAUCAAUCACUUGUCUUCCGCGGAAUAACAAUAUCAACAACGUGGCCGCAUGCCUGGCAGAAGCGCACACAGCAUACGGUCCACCAAAGAGCAAGGUCGCGAAGCAAACAGUUGUCCUCUUCGUUGUCCAGCCUCGUAACUUCAACAUAGCUGACGAACGGCCGAUCGAAUACGCGUUAUGGGACCGGGAUGUCCCGAUUCCCGCAUAUCGGGUCGACUUUGCCGAGGAUGUCUUACAAUACACAUCUCUCACGGAAUCUAGAGAGCUUCUCUUCCAUCCUCCCUGGCGGGGAUGGCAGCCGCCGGUUGAAGUGUCCGUUGUGUACAUGCGCGCAGGAUAUGAGGCUCAGGAAUAUAAUGAGACCGGCGUGGAAGCACGUCUGCGCCUGGAGAUGUCGCGGGCAAUCAAAUGUCCAUCUUUGCUGGCCCAUAUCCUCACCUUUAAGAAGGUUCAACAGAGACUGACCACUCCUGGCGCAUUGGAGCGGGUUCUUUCCGCUGAAAAAGCGGCUGUCAUCAGAUCCACGUUCGUUCAGAUAUAUCCCAUGGAUGAAUCGGAACGGGGCAUGUACGCACGGAGCCUGGCGCUGGACGCUCACUCGGCGAGGGAUUACAUUCUCAAACCGUCGUUGGAAGGAGGCGGGAAUAAUAUAUAUGGAGAGGAUAUACCACCGUUUUUGGCCAAGAUUCAUCCGUCGUCAUGGGGUGCGUUUGUGUUAAUGGAGCGCAUCGCCUCUCCGCGGGUGGAUAAUGUUUUGAUGUCACCACAAGGGAUUGGUCUAGGAGGGGUGGUGUCGGAACUGGGGGUUAUUGGAGGGUGUCUGUGGCGAACGGGAGAGAUAUUGUCUAGUUCGGUGGCGGGGUGGUCGUUCAAGACAAAAUUUGAGGAGGUGGAUGAGAUGAGUGUGGUGAAAGGGUAUGGAUGCUUUGACACUCCAUUGUUGUUUGAGCAGUGA